CAUAGAUAAGUAUAUAAUAUAAUGUCAAUGGACUAUUGGUAUGGGCAUUGUAAAUUUGUUUUUGUUAUUUAGUUUUAUUUUAACGUACACCCGUUACCCAUUCAAGUAGUUCGUACCUAUAUACAUUUUUCUAUUGUAUCCUAUAUAGGUAUAUAGUUUAAGACUUUUUAGUACCUACUUAUAUUAAACGGUCGCUGAAUCAAUAUAUAAUUAAAAUUUUAUUUUAUUUUAAAACAAUGGCUAAUUCGAAUACAUUUUGUUUAUUAGUUCUUAUAGCUUUUAUUUCUGUAAUAAGAUCUGCUGUAAGUAUAUCAUGUUACCAAUGCAACAGUACCGACAUUGAAAAUCAAUUUCGUUGUACAGAGUUCAUGGAUACAUACGGCCUAGAACCCAAACCCUGUACAAGUGUUUACAAUGCCGCUUAUUGUGUGAAACUGGUAGGCCGCUACGAAGGAGGACUUGGAGUUACACGUUACUGUUCAUCUCAUAAUUUAGGAAAUUACUGCAACUAUGUUCGCCGGCCAGGUGAUGUAUUAGAAUAUCGAACAUGUGUUUAUACUUGUGAUUCUGAUGGCUGUAAUAGUUCCAGCCAAGUAAAGUUAUUUGCAUAUUUGAUAUGUUUAUCUUUUUUGCCAUGGUUCAGAAAUCUAUUAUCUUAGACAUUAACAUUGCCAUAAUAAUCAGAUAUAGUAGGUUUCAAAUAGUACUUACAUUUUAACUGUUAUAAUUACUAUUCAUUAUUUUAUAUAUAUUUUUUAUAAAACGAUCAUGGGUACUAUAAUGAAUUCCACAAUUUAAAUAUACUACCUAUUGAUGUUCACAUAUUUUUUUGACCUUGAAAGUAAGGACGUUUAGUUUUGAAAAACCAACAUUGCUUAUGUUUGCUAUGAUCUGAUCAAAUAUAUAUUUGAUAUUAUUUUUAUUUUUUAGAAUUAACGCCAAUCGGCUUUUUACAGUAUUAUAAUUAUAAGUCACUUCCACUUAGCAAAAAGUAACCAUAUCAUGAACAAUACAUUUUUGAA
Messenger RNA from Acyrthosiphon pisum (pea aphid), 1022 nucleotides. Its product is annotated as U-scoloptoxin(05)-Sm1a. The transcript has 3 exons. Bases 237 to 659 code for a protein of 140 amino acids. The record is from RefSeq and is a predicted model, not a curated record. Lineage: Eukaryota; Metazoa; Arthropoda; Insecta; Hemiptera; Aphididae. Gene Ontology annotation, biological process: positive regulation of voltage-gated potassium channel activity; regulation of synaptic transmission, cholinergic; sleep.